AUGCUCCUGCCAUCUCGUCAAUUGAAGCCAUUUCUAAAUCUGAACGACUAUUGUUCGCUGGAUAAAAUCAUCAGGGUAACGUCAUGGAUGUACAGGUUUAUACAGAAUGCGAGACAGAGAGAGCCUAAAGAAAGGGGCCCCCUCACUACGGAAGAGCUACAGCAGGCCGAAAGGUACUGGAUCAAAGAAGUUCAAGAGGAGGUGUUCUCAGAAGAGUUGCAAGCACUGCAUUGCUCACAACCAGUGAAAUCAACGUCAAGUCUAAGAGACUUCCACCCAUAUUUGGACCCGAAUGGACUUCUACGGAUAAAGGGAAGAUUACAACGAAGCAACGAAAACGAAGAAGUGAAGCAUCCAUUGAUAUUACCAAAGCAGCACACUUACACGCGACUACUUAUCGAAAAGACGCAUCAACGCUUACUGCAUUCUGGAGUUCGUGACACGCUCGUUGAGCUAAGAGAACAUUAUUGGAUUAUCCAGGGUCGUCAAGCUGUGAAAAGUGCUCUGUACAAGUGCAUGUGGUGCAAGCGGCAACGCGCUCAACCGACGUUCCAAGACGUUGCCCCGCUUCCUCCUGAUAGGAUAAACAGGACUGGACCUUUCGAGGUAACGGGAACAGACUUUGCGGGACCCCUCUUCUACAAGACUGUAGGCAACAACUCAACGAAAUGCUACAUCGCUCUUUUUACGUGUGCUGUAACAAGAGCGGUACACCUAGAAGUUGUCGACGGUCUCACAGCAAACCAAUUCCUCAUGGCAUUUCGCCGGUUCGUAGCCAGAAGGGGAUUAUGUAAGAUUAUUUAUUCCGACAAUGCGCUUGCCUUUAAGCGAGCUUCUAGGGAUUUGAAGAUCCUCUGGAACAAUAUACGUAGCCCUGAGGUACUCGCCUACUUUUCCAAAAAAUGUAUCCACUGGAAAUUUAUUAUCGAGCGAGCAGCAUGGUGGGGAGGGUUUUGGGAGAGGAUGGUGCGAUCAGUGAAGAAUACUCUCCGACGAUCACUAUCAAAAGCUUUACUCCAUCAUGACGAACUGAUCACAAUUCUGACCGAGAUUGAAGCCAUAGUAAAUUCUCGACCGCUCACCACUGUUCAUGAUACACCAGAGGAUUCUUCAGUGCUAACUCCUGCUCAUUUCCUGGUGGGAAAGAGACUGACGACGUUGCCAACUGACAAGGUGACGUCCACAGCGUCAGACUGGAGCUCGCUGAACAAGAGUUACCGACGUCGUGAACAGCUGCUCACCUCCUUCUGGACCCGAUGGAGGAAGGACUAUUUGCUACAACUUCGGUCCCAUCACACAGCGAAACGUGGAAAUGCAGUAACUUUGAAGCCCGGAGAUUUGGUACUGCUCAUGCAAGAUCGCUUACCAAGACAUCUGUGGAAGAUGUGUCGGGUAGACACCAUUAUUCCCAGUGCUGACGGAAAAGUAACAGCGUGCACAGUCCGACUACCAGACGGAACGUUGUUACGUCGACCUGUGCAACUUCUCUGUCCACUAGAGAUUGUUUAA
Molecule: messenger RNA, 1509 nt
Organism: Ornithodoros turicata
Lineage: Eukaryota; Metazoa; Arthropoda; Arachnida; Ixodida; Argasidae
Exons: 1
Coding region: 1-1509 (502 amino acids)
Biological process (GO): DNA integration
Molecular function (GO): nucleic acid binding
Source: RefSeq, a predicted model, not a curated record